AUGGACGGUUCAUCUCCGCCAGUUACGUCCCGCCGCGCUGCAAGUGACUUGCACCGCAAUGACGGGGACAAUGCAAGGGACCGGAGCUACUCGUGCUUCCUGGACGAGUGUUGCGAGGAGAAGCUGAGGAACCAGAAGUGGUGUGGCACGCACAAGCGUGCCUAUGCGGCCAUGUAUGCCCAGGCCAAGAAGAAUGGGCAGCUUGCAGAGUUCACGGAAACCAUGGCGGAUGAGGCACGCUGCAAGCUGGCCAUGCGGGACUAUUGCAUGAAGAACCCCACCAGUGCAAAAUGGGCCCGCAAGCGGGUCAUUGACUUCAGCGCGUACUCGCAAAGUGUUGGGAGGCGUGACUACGACGGCGACAUGGAUGGCGAUUGCCCGAUGACCCAACUGGAAUUUUUGCAUUGGGCGCAAAACACCAAAAGGGUUACAGCGUCCGGUGCCAAUAGCUGGUGGUCGGAGAUUGAGCAGUCCAACGCAAAGCGUGACAAGAAGGGUCGGGAUGCACAGGGGAAACUUGGUGAGCUGAGGCUUUGGAUUCCUGGGGCAGCAGAGAUGCAUGAGAGAAAGAAGGGUCGCUUCGCAACGGCCGCUGUGACUGAGAGCAGCAGAGCGCACAAGAACAUGGAUGCAACUGCGCUUGCUGAGCUGAAAGACUUCACGCGCCAGCGAGCAUUGGACGAGGACUUUCUCCGUGGCAAUCGUUUGUGCCCAGAUCCGGAAGAUCCGAACGCUGCAGCGGCAGGAACAGGGACAGCAAGCAGUGCCAGUACCGACGAUGUCCAGGUAGUCAAGGAGAGCCCGCCAGCCAAGAGCGUAGACCUGGGCUUAGAGAAGCCCAAAGUCAUCAUGAAGCUGCAGGCUGAGUUGAACACAGUGGCUGCGAGCUUGCGCCAGUCGGGUGAGAAGGCUUUCCAACAUUGGAAGACUCUCCCAAACCGCGCUUCGCAGGACUGGCGAGGGGAUAUCAGCAUAGUUUUCCAGCGCUUGGGAAGGGCUUUUUGUUUCAUUUCUUUGGCAGUUCCUCGUUUGCUGCGGUGGCUGCGCAGAGACGAGUCCCUAACAGCAGUGACGGUCCACCUGGACUUUCGGCUCCAGUGCUUUGCGGCGAUCUGCGACUACGAUGAGAAGGCCAUGACCAUCAUGAAGGAACUGCUUCCUGGCACGACAGAGAAGAUAGAGAUCAGCGAGCUUCUGAAAGCAAAGCCUUCCAUGCUUCCUGUGCCUGAGACCAUGUGCGGAGACCUGACGAACCUCACCAAGGCCAUGGAAAGCUUCCAACUCAUCAAGAACGUCACCACAGUUGCCGAGCUGGAGCUUGCCAAAGAGGCCUGGGCCUCUGCCAAGUCUGCUUUGAAGACCUUCGACAAAGGUUUGGCGCAGGCUGCCAGGGACAGCAAGUCCUUCAUCGCACAGAAGCAGAGGGACAGCCAGCGCCAGAAGAAGGCCGACGAGAGGAAGAAGGAACAGGAGACCGUGGAACAGUUCAAGCAGCAAGGUGAUGAGCGAGCCCGAAAGCUCCUUGAGUCGCGCAAGGUCAGUGCCAAGCCCGUGUUCAAGACCGCGCAGUUCUUGUACGAGAAGGUGAUGCAAAAAUCUGCCUCAGACCUUGCCGGUGUGACGCUCAAGGAGUUUGUGCAGCACGAUGCUGUCGGCCACUUGGCCGAUAUGGACUUGCCAUGGGUUGCUUCGGAGAAGAAGCACGACAAGUUGGCCAAGUGGGUUGCCGAUGCUGUCAUCCAGAAGAGCACAGAGGCCUGGGCCUUGAAGUACAAGACCUUGCCGGAUUACGCGCAGAAGGGAAGGUGUUCGGCUGCGCUGGAGUCCAAGCACGGGCAUGAGCAGUGUGAGGAUAUGUUCUCAGGGUUUGUUCCUGUCCUUGCCGACUUCAGUUCCAUGGGUGGCAGCGCUGACUUCAUGAAGACCAACUUCCUGGCCGGCUACGAUCCGAAGAUGUGUUUCGCCGGUCUGCAAGCGAAUGGAGCCACGACGUUGAAAGCUGGCCUCAUUGGGGAGGUGCUCCACAUGGUCAUGCCGCUGGCAGGUUUGAUUGCUGCGAUGGAGAAGGCCUCCCUUUUGAAGGCGGACACGGUGCUGCCCAGUCCCGAGGCAUUCUGUGAGCUUGUGGAGGCCUUGGACUUGAAGGCCGUCACCGAGCUUUGCAGGCAUGGCCUGGAGAUUUACUAUCACAAGCAGUUGCCAGGCGAGCUGCUCUGCGUUCCCAUGGGCUGGUUUUGCAUAGAAAUCUCAAUGAACGGCUUGGUGGUGGUCUGCAUCCGCAAGGGCAUCUUCCCGCAAAAGGCAAGCGAAAAGAGUUUGGACCAGUACAAGAGCUUGAAGGAUCUGUUCAAGCGCUGUGGCAAGAAGGUCGAGCGCUACGAUCAAGCGAUUGCACUCAUGACGCCAAAGAGUGACAACUGA
Molecule: messenger RNA, 2421 nt
Organism: Symbiodinium natans
Lineage: Eukaryota; Dinophyceae; Suessiales; Symbiodiniaceae
Source: the annotation of a GenBank genome assembly